AGAGAAUUAGUGAAAGAAGAACACGAAGAAGGAGAAGAAGGUUCACGAAGAGAUGGAGAAUAUUUUCGAUGUAUGUAAACAUUACAGAAUCUUGCACGUAAGUAAAUACUGUGCGUGUACCAUUCAUCGUUCCAUUCAUCACAAACUUGUCCACAGGUCGAUCAGGGUUUCAAUGAGGAUCCUCUCACGACUUACAAAUCACUUGCUAAUCGAGGAAUGCGGAAAGAAAACAAAAUCUCCUCACCGCUCUAAAAACGGACAUUUACGGACUUUUCGAGCCCUAAUUUAUCCAUCGUGUCUGGAGAAUAUUAAUUUGGAGGUAAUAACUAUUGUUAAAAGGAGUUUUUCACACUUUGGCGAUUUUGGGACUGUCAUCAUCAGACUUGAAGAAUUGAUUUCCAAUUUCCUCGAAUCGAAUCCGAAGAGUUCUCCUCAGUUUCUACAAAAUCUGAAGAAUUGGAAAUGAGUGAAAAAAUGGAAAAUGGAAAUGAGGAUAAGAAGAAGAAGAAUUGUAAGUAAUUGAAAGUAAUUGAAAGUAACUAAGAUUUUUCCAGAAAUUUGG
This is a messenger RNA of Leptopilina heterotoma, 562 nucleotides long. RefSeq lists its product as uncharacterized. The transcript is spliced from 2 exons. The coding region runs from base 53 to 466 and encodes 137 amino acids. Lineage: Eukaryota; Metazoa; Arthropoda; Insecta; Hymenoptera; Figitidae. The record is from RefSeq and is a predicted model, not a curated record.